Rangifer tarandus platyrhynchus (Svalbard reindeer) is the source of this 2202-nucleotide messenger RNA. NCBI's taxonomy places the organism in Eukaryota, Metazoa, Chordata, Mammalia, Artiodactyla, Cervidae. The record is from the annotation of a GenBank genome assembly.
AUGGGGGAACCUUCACUUAGAACUCCUGUGGCCCUGAGAGCCAGUGCCUCGGCCACUUCCGCUGCUGACGGCCCUGACACCGGAAGCGGAAGUGCGCCGCGGCCGCAGACGGAGGUGGCUGUGCUGGACCGCGCGGCGCCUUGCGGUGGGAGUGUCUCCGGCCAGUCUGCAGGAAGGACACACACUGAAACUUUAAACCCUGGCGCUGGUAUCAUGGAAUCAGUCACCUUAGAGGAUGUGGCGAUGGAGCUCAUCCAGGAGUGGACGUUGCUGGACGAUGCCGGGAGGAACCUGUGCAGACAUGUACUGCAGGACAACUGCAGGACCCCGGCGCCCAGGGGGACUCCACCAUGCAAAGCCAGUCUCGUCUCCCAGGUGGAGCCAAGAGAAGAGCUGAAAGCAGCGGAGCACAGCAUUCCCUGUGCCACAGGUGUGGACUGGGAAUCUCAAUUUACACCCAAAGAGCCUACUCCUCUGCAGGAUAUUUCAGUGGAAAACUCAUCCUAUGAUUUGCAAAUGGGGCCAGAGCUGGACCUGAAGAUAGAGAUCAAGUCUGAGAUGGAAGAGGAGGUGGUGCCUCCGGCUCCAGAGGACUGGUCAGCUCUCCAGCAGUCUUCUGAAUAUGCAGGGCUGAAGGUGGCUGUGCAGAUGCAGAGGGUGGCCACGCCGGAGCCUGCGCUGGGCCUCCCCAGACUGUGGAGGGCUGGGGGUGCUGCUCUGUUUGCUCAGGGCCCUGCCUGGCUCCAGAAGGAGAGCACAGAAGAAGCAGCCAUGACUCCUGGGGGACUGGCCACCUGUCCACAGGAGCCAGUCACCUUCGCAGAUGUGGCCGUGCUGUUCACACCGGAAGAAUGGCUGUUUCUAGACUCUGCCCAGAAAAGCCUGUACAGAGACGUGAUGCUGGAGAACUACAGGAACCUGGCCUCUGUGGGUGAUCAACUCUGCAAAACCAGGAUGUCUUCCCAUAUGGAGCAAAGAGAAGAACUGUGUGUCACUGAGAGAGGGGUCUUCCCAGGAGCCCAGUUAGGUCCUCACCUUCAACACCAAGACUCAAUUCCUAAUCAAGAUAUUUUGGCAGCGAUUCCAUCCAUUGGCAUGAAAAGGGAGCCACCUCAGGUCGGAGAAAACCUCUAUAAAUAUGAUGAGCUUGGGAAGCCCUUUGACAGCAUCAAACCGCUUUUUCAGUACCCGCGAUUUCCUACUGAAGGAAACCCCUUUGAAGGCCGAGAGAGCCGAAAAUCCUUCCUCCGGACCACCCGCCUCAUCGUGCCUGAGAAAGUCCCCAGCGGGGAUAAAACCUACACGUGCGACAAAUGUGCAAGAUCCUUCCGGUACAGCUCCGAGCUCAUCCGGCACGAGAAGACGCACACCGCAGAGAAAUGCUUCGAGUGUCAGGAGUGCCGGCAGGCCUUCAAGUACUUCUCCAACCUGCGGCGCCACCUGAAGACCCAUGGCGGUGAGAAGCCCUUCGAGUGCAGCCAGUGCGGGAAGACCUUCACGAGGAACUUCAACCUGAUCCUGCACCAGAGGAACCACAUGGGCGAGAAGCCCUACUCGUGCAAGGACUGUGGGAAGGCUUUCACGCAGCCAUCCUCCCUGAGGAGCCACAUGAGGACCCACACCGGAGAGAAGCCCUUCGAAUGCGGCCACUGUGGGAAGACCUUCCGGGAGCACUCGUCACUGAAGACACACGUGCGGACCCACACCCGAGAGAAGCCCUACCAGUGCAACCACUGCGGGAAGCCCUUCCGCACGAGCACCAACCUGAACGUGCACAAGAGGAUCCACACCGGCGAGAAGCUCUACGAGUGCGCCACCUGCGGGCAGGUCCUGAGUCGGCUCUCCACCCUCAAGAGUCACAUGCGGAUCCACACCGGAGAGAAGCCCUACCCGUGCCCGGAGUGCGGGCGCGCCUUCGGGGAGCCCUCAUCCCUCAGGAAGCACGCGAGGACCCACACCGGCAAGAAGCCCUACGUGUGCCCGCAGUGCGGGCGAGCCUUCGGCCAGUCCUCGCACCUCAUUGUCCACGUGAGAACGCACACCACGGGGCGACCCUACGAAUGCACUCAGUGUGACAAAGCCUUCCGGCACAGCUCUUCACUCAGCGUGCACAAGAGGAUUCACGCCAGGGGAGAAAACGUCAGGACCGGCGACCUGCCUCUAUCUGUGUCUCUGCCCAUGGAAGGGCCCCUUGCUGAUUAA